Molecule: messenger RNA, 1620 nt
Organism: Microstroma glucosiphilum
Lineage: Eukaryota; Fungi; Basidiomycota; Exobasidiomycetes; Microstromatales; Microstromataceae
Exons: 4
Coding region: 30-1544 (504 amino acids)
Source: RefSeq, a predicted model, not a curated record
CCCACCAAUACAAACACAAUCAACCAAGGAUGCCGCCCAGGCGAGGAGCAAAGGCUGGGCCUAGCGCAGGCUCAGCAACGGCAAGGGCUGCAAGUCUCCUCUCCAAGGCACGAGCAGCGGCAGCGGCGACUCCUUCGGCUGCAGCAUCUGCCGCCACCUCCCAAAAGCGCCCAGCUUCUUCACCCUCAGCCUCAUCGUCAGCAACCUCGGCCUCUCUUCCCGGUACUAGUUGGGGAAACGGUCUGGCAGAUGCCUCCGUAGCAGAGCCUCGCCAAGAGCCGACCAAUGUUCCGCUACCACAGCUGCUCAAGCAGCUGACCUCACACGGUCUGUCAAUGCUAGAAGCUAUGCCAAUUGCUGGAAAGCUCAUCAAGGGCGGCUUUGCUAUCCCGGAGAAGCUGUCGCUGCUCAGCUCUGCAGCGCUGCAGGACAUGGGUGUGGAAGGAGAGGAGACAAGAAGAAAAGUCAUUGCCGCUUUCGCGGGGAAGAGGACAGCAGCGAUGAUGAAGGCAGCAAAGGGCGGUGGUUCAGAGCUCUCAUCGAAACGGCGGAGAAAAGACGACGACGAAACUCUCUCGAGAGAAUGGGGGAAUGUUGCAGGUCCAUCAAGCACAAGUCGACCCCUUCCGCCAUCUGCUUUUGUAUUUAAUGAGAUCCUAGACGAGGCAGAUGUGAGAGGUCGGUACGCCUUCGUCAACCGAGCACCUAUCAUGACAGCAUGGACGACAAUUGUACUGGAGAGGCUAGGCUUCAAUCGAGCCGAGGCUCUGAGUCUCUCACACUGCUACGUAUCCCACACAUCUACAGCACGGGGUAUAGCCAUUGGUGUGAUACCUGCUUCUGAGCGGAACAAAGCAGUCAACUUUGUCAGCCCCAGUCAGCCUCACUUCGAGCUCAUGGGAGUGAAGAUCCCAGUCAUGCAGAUUGCUGGGGAUCAGUGGAGGGGCCUUUCGGGCGGCGAGGUAGUCGGGCCAGAGAGGGCCUUCAACUACCUCCGCAAGAGCAUGUUUCAGACGCUGCCCCUCGUGAUGGGGGCCCUCACUCUACUGGCCGACUCAUACAUGAAUGCUCCUCGAGCGCAAGCCAUGUCCCCACCGCCCGUUAAGGAGGAAGCGGACAUCAAACGAGAGUCUCUGGACGAUGCGAUCACAGCAACGACGCCAAUUGAACCGAAAGAGGAGCCUCCUGCGGAUACUACCGACAUCAAACAAGAUGCGGCGCCUUCGGACUCCUCUGACUACGGCCCUGAAAUCCUUCAUGCAGAAGCCUACAGGCUGUACGCCGCUUUCCGACCUGAGACGGGUGGCGCCUGGGGCAAAAGAGCUCGAUUCGAGCUGGGCAAGGUCCUGGCUCUACGAAAGGGGCAUGAGCGAGAGCUCGAGGAUUGGGAGGCAAAGGAAGCAAAGAAGGAAGCUGAGCAGGAAGGACAGGUAGACGAGGCGGAGGAGAAGGCAUUGGAGGACGAUAUACAGAGAAUGAUCGAGGAGGAGCUGCAAGGGGCGGCAGAGAAGCGGGAGCAGGACACGAUCAAGCAGGAGACGUAAUGUACUCUUGUACAUUAGCAUACCAGGCUGAUAUAAUACGAUUAUUGAUUUGCGAUCACCUUACCACCACAGACGG